Molecule: messenger RNA, 1923 nt
Organism: Centropristis striata (black sea bass)
Lineage: Eukaryota; Metazoa; Chordata; Actinopteri; Perciformes; Serranidae
Gene: dcst1
Product: DC-STAMP domain containing 1
Exons: 15
Coding region: 186-1901 (571 amino acids)
Cellular component (GO): membrane
Source: RefSeq, a predicted model, not a curated record
ACUGACCAACUAACUGACUAACUGACUGACUGAUCAGUUGAAAGCAGCUCAGUGACUGAGAGCUGAGAAGCAGCGCUGGAUAUUUGAUUGUUGACUGACAACAGGUGAUUGAUUAUUGAUUGACAGCUGUGGACAGACUCAUUCUGUCCGUCCAUCGAUUCGUCUUCAUCCAAUCAGAGGGACAGAUGUCCCAGAUGUCUCCGGUGUCCCAGAUGUCCCAGAUGUCUCCGGUGUCCCAGCUGGUUGUCAGGGCGAUGUUUGGAGCAGUGAGCGGUGCAGGUCUGUUCCUGGGCGUGUCCCACAGCCUGCCGCUGACCUUUGACCUGCAGCUGGCAGCAGCAGCUGUGUGUGUUGCUGUGUGUGCGGUGGGCGGAGCCUUGUCCCCGUCCUGCAGGUGUUGGGUCCUGCUGAUGUUUCCCAGCAUGCUCGGCUCCCGGGGACGAGCGUACCUGACGCUGCUGCUGCUAUCCGUCCUCUAUGCAGGUCCGGUCUCUAACGUGCAGCAGAACGUGGAGGCGGCUGCUCUGUCUCUCACCUGUAAUCUGGACCUGCAGGUGCAUAACAGCCGGUUGCUAUGGAGACACGCUGUCCAGCCGGUCCUGCUCAUCACACAGGAGCUCAUGGACGAUGAGGAAGAGUUCCAGUCGGAGACUCGGGGCGUCAGCAGGACGUUCCAGGACAUCAGGGACGAGGUUGUCCUGCAGUACGGAUACGACCGGUUCAGACCACAACACGCCGUCGCCCCCGGCAACAGCAGCACGCAGGACCAGUUCACCGCCAAGACCAGGAGGCAGUGUGACAGUGUGGUGAAUGACGGCGUCCAGAGGUGUUCUGAUUGGUUCGGCCUCAGGUGGGCAGAGUGUAUGGAGGCGGUCCACGUCCCCGUCAUCAACCACGUCUUCUGUGUCUCCAUGAAGUUCACCUUCCUCUGUGAUGUCAUCAGAGUGAUGACUCCUUGGUGCAGGGAGCAGAUUCCUGUGGAGGGGAACUUCGGUCAGCUGUUCGACCAGCUGAACCGUUCUGUCGACCUUCUGUCUGGAGAGUUCAGCAGUAAACUCGUCCUGCAGGAGGCGCAGCAGCAGGAGGUGCUGGGUGGAGCUCUGCUGGAGGAGGAGUUCACUCAGGCUGUGAGAGGAUCUUUCAGGAGGCUGAGGGAGAACAUGCAGGCACUGCGGGACGUCCUGCAGCUGCUGCUGUCCUUCACCUUCAUCACCGUCUUCACCCAGGCUCUGUGUUACCUGCGUCGCUACCAGUCAGACCUCCAGUUCGACAACGUUUACAUCACCUCGUACUUCAGACGCAUCGACGCCCGCCGGAGGAGAAAGGGUCUCCUCUGUGUGCUUCCUCUGUCUGGUGGUGAUCUGGUGGAUCCGUGGAGUCUGAGGAUCCGGUCUGAGGAGCUCAGUCAGCUGAGCUCAGGUGUGUUCCAGGUGCUGUCUGUCUCUCUGCUGUGUGUCGUCCUGCUGACCGUCGACCUGUCUCUGUUCCACGUGUUGGACAUCGUCAGCAGACACACACACACACAGCUCAACCUGACCAGUGGUCACCAGGUGGACAUCAGAGUGGGCGGAGCCUCCAUGAUGGCCCGCCUCCUGAGGAAGACGGUUUCUGCCUUCAACAGUUCGUCAAACCUGAAGCUCCACGCAGACACCCGGGUGUGUGUGUCCCCCCCCUCCCCCCUCUCCACAGGUGUGUAUGUGAGCUGUGUGUGUUGUGUUCUGCUGCUGCUGAUCUGCAGCUUCCUGCAGCUUUACACACACCGACUACAGAGAGAGAUCACCGCCAGGUACCACCCACAGAGGGAGAAGAAGCGAGUCUUGUUUCUUUAUAAUCUUCAGGUCCAGAAGAAGAUCUCAGCAGCACGCAGGAAGUGUGUGACUAAAGAAGAAGAGGAGCUGUGAUUCUGUUUCAUCAUUAAACAUC